This is a messenger RNA of Nicotiana tabacum (common tobacco), 2352 nucleotides long. The record is from RefSeq and is a predicted model, not a curated record. Lineage: Eukaryota; Viridiplantae; Streptophyta; Magnoliopsida; Solanales; Solanaceae.
AUCGGAUGAACAUAUACAAACUACGUUUAUAUAUGCAAUUUUCAGCUUUGUUUCUGCUAAUGUUGCCUUCAUAAUUGAUAUACAACAACUGUAGCAUUCUGGUUUUUGACAUUACAUCUUUUAACAACUUUACACAGUGAUGAAAGUAUAUACGCGCUUACAUUUGUUGGCUUCAUAAUUGUACACAUAUAAUGAAUCUGAAUUUGCAGGGUGACCGUAUACAUGGUACAAUUGGAAAGUAUGUUCUUAAGUUUUUUAGGAACAAGAUACAUGAACUUCGCUUAUAUCGUAUGAACUACUUUGUAGUCGGACCAAAUAAUUUGAAGUUGAGGACUACGACACACAAGCUGAAGCUGACAUUUACUCAAAAGACAUUUGUCGAGGAAACAAAUGAUCCUUCAUUUCAUAUGAACAUCUUUAACUUGCGCCCUUUUCACCAACUAACAAAUGAACAUGAUGUCGAUGAGACAGAAUUACUCGAUGUUGUUGGUCAGGUUGUGACCUAUGAAGAUGUUAAGACAUACAAUCAGGGAGACGACCAAAGUUUCCUUAUUAAUGUUGUACUCGAAGAUGAUCAGAACAGGAUUAUGGCAACAUUAUGGAGCGAACUUGUGGAUCAAAUUCAACAUCACUUGAAUGAAUCUGCCGAUGAGCCUUUGAUUGUUGUUUUCCCGCAUAUGAAACCUCAAAAAUAUCGAGGUAAUUACUCAGUGCGUAGCUGUUGGUAUCAGACAAAGAUAUGGAUAAAUUCUACGUUGCCGCAGUCUAUUGAAUUUAAAUCCAGAUUACUUGCACCACGUCAAUCAAACAUUGAGCGAAUCAUUCGAACAAGUUCUCAACAAAGUUACUCUGUUAGAGAUGAGUUAGACAAAGGAAUUGUACUGUUUAAAACUAUUAGGGAUUUAGUUCAGUGCACGCAAGAAUCCAGCUAUUGGAUUGCGGCAAAAUUGGUUAAUUUGGAACUUGACCGGGGAUGGUCAUACUUGGCAUGCAACAAGUGUAGUCGAAAGGUGGAAAAAGUUGGAAAUAAAUACUUUUGUGCCAAAUGCAAUGAAGAAGAGUCUUCUGUUACUCACAGGUAUAGGCUUCAAGUUCGUGUUAUGGAUGGAACCGCUUUUAUCUCAUUGUUGCUUUGGAAUCGCGAAGCUAUGCAACUUAUAGGGAAGUCCGCAAAAGAACUUAAGGAAAGAUUAGUUGAGACUUCACUUGCGGAUGCUGACUGUUCUUGUCCAAGUGAAAUGGACGAUACUCUUUAUAAAAAAUUUAUGUUCAAGGUUACUGUUAAGCAAGAGAAUAUUGACUCGCAGGUCGAAGUCUACAAAGUUCUUAAGUUUACUGAUGAUGAUGACCUUCUAAAGGAAUACGGCCAUACUUUAUUCGAAGACAAUAUGAAUGAUCCACAUUUUUUAGAUGGACAAAGCUCAAGUGGAGAUAAGCUUUUCGGGGAUCUUAUGGCCGAAAGUCAGCUGAAGUCUGUUUUGAAAACUCCCAUUGAGAAAAGUGUAUCAGAAAGUGGAUCGCCGGUGUUAGACGAUGGAGAUGCUUGCAAUGCAAAAAUAUCCCCUUUGAAGACAUAUGACAAGAAGACUAGAUCCGCUAAUAAGGCAUCAGCAGUAGCAACAGAUGAUGACUUCAAUUCUCAACUGUCUAGCAACAAGGUUCGCAGAGUCGUAAAGAAAGAAAAGAAUCCCUGAUUGGUCUUACUGCAAUGCGUCUUGCUCUGCACUUAUAUAUUUUGUACUUUUGUCGCUUCAAUGUUCUGCAUUUUAUAUGUUAUAUGGUGAAAUGACUCUACCUAUGCAACUUCAUAUUUUCUUUAUCAAUCAUGAUGUGAUUCUGUUAAAAAACUAAGUGUUGCAGUUGCUAAGAUGCAAAUUUAUAGGUUGGGCUUUUGGAAUUUAACAGAUGACUUUUUGCUGCCUUGUGAAUUUCUUUUAUGCAAUUUUAAGUGAUUUUUUAUAUGCAUACUCUUUAUUUGUUGUCGUGGUGGGUCGAUGCACUUUAACGGUGGUUUUAAUGGACGCUUAGAGGUGAUUCAUGGCUGGUGUGGAGCAACUAUGCUGGCUUUAGAGCUGCAUUUUAAGGGGUAGAGGUGGAGCAGUUAUUUGUCCAUAAAAUAAAACGUCCUCAUUCCUCAAUCAUAUGUGGCUUACUAAGACAUUCAGAAGCCAAAAUCAUAUUUGAUGAUCAGCAUUUGCUCCAACUUGGUGAACGAGCAAUCAGUCUUCUAUCAAAAUGCAGCAUUUAGCUUUCAGCUUUUUGUUUUCGUCAACAUCCUGUUUUUGACUCUACAUAUUAUUAGUUCCACCAUGUAAAGUAUAUUAUAAAGUUUAUAAGUUGUGUAUGGUUAAA